AUGGCGGCGGGCGUGCCUCAGUCCAGCGCCCUGCGCACCUGCAGCCUCACGCAAGGACGCAGGACGCAUGGCUCCCUGGCCCAUGUCACCAACACCGGCCACAGGAGUCAUGACCCAGUGAAGGAGGCAGACCCGCGGAAAGCGACUCCUCUGACCUUUGUUCAGACAUUAUCCAUCUCUUUUUUCAGUCCCCAAGCGUUAAGAACUGCUGGCCAGAGUGGGGCGACCAAAGACACCGCGUUAAAAUCUAUCGGACAGUGCGUUUCAAACAGCAGACACCGAACCUGCAUUUUUAGGGAGACCAGCACACAGGAGGGCCUGAGAAGUCGCCCAGGACGGGACGAGCCCUUCCCCUCCCGGAGCAACUUCCUGCGGUUGGAGAACACUCUAGAGAGCCCUGGAGACCGCUGGUCUCCACCCAGGCUCCGGCUCCACUCUCAAGUUGCAGGGAGUGGCUUGAAGCAUCAGCAGGCUGUGCCUUCUGCCCGGGGACAGCAGGGAGGGUCAGGGCAGCUGUGCUGGCCGUCAGGAGUCGGGGUGGUCCGGGCCUGCGUCCCAGGGGAUGACGGCGGAGCACCGCACAUAGCUGGUCUCUGUUUGAUCCGAAUCCACACCCCGGGGGUUGGAACGCCCAGCUGCAUGUCACCUCACAGCGACAUCAGGCAGAAAGAAUUCAAACGCUGUCCCUGCCAGUCAGCCGGUGCCUCUACCCUCUGUGAGGAAAGCCGAGACGGCAUUCACUUCAACUCGGAUGGAAUUUCUCUCCAGUCCUGAUUUUCUGGGGCUCGUCUGCGGAGAUGAUGGCCUGGCCAGAGGGAG
Molecule: messenger RNA, 819 nt
Organism: Chinchilla lanigera (long-tailed chinchilla)
Lineage: Eukaryota; Metazoa; Chordata; Mammalia; Rodentia; Chinchillidae
Exons: 4
Coding region: 1-774 (257 amino acids)
Source: RefSeq, a predicted model, not a curated record